AUGCAGGCCGUCGCCAACCCCCGCUCGUCAAUCUUCGCUCCCAUCAUCCUCGCCCUCAUGGCUGGGUUACAGCGUCUCGACCUCUCGAGAGACCCGCGCAAAACGAUUGCGCGCGUGCGCGCAUACAAGCCCACAGUCGGGCAUGUUGCGCAGCUCUUCUUGAUGGCCAGCACGUGGCUGUACUGCCUGUGGAUGAUGGUCGCGCCGUGGUGGUUCAAGCUCGCCAUCCCAAGUCUGUGGACUACCGCCGUCAUGAUCCCUCUUACGGGCCAGUUCUUCUGGCCCGCCACCCCCGUGCUGUCGUGGGUCAUCCUCUUCUUCUCGGCGCGCUACAUCCCCCCAGACGUCCGCCCGACCAUCCACGUCGCCCUGCUGCCCGCGCUUGAGAGCGUGCUGUACGGUGCCAACAUCUCCGACCUUCAGACCCGCUUCACCCACCCCCUGCUCGACAUGAUUGCAUGGCUGCCGUAUGGCGUCAUUCACUUUGCGUUCCCGGUUGUUGUCGCCAUCCUUCUGUGGCUGUUUGGGCCGCGAGGUUCGGUGCAGUACUGGGGCAAGGCGUUUGGAUUCAUGAACAUGUUCGGCGUCUGGACUCAGAUUGUCCUGCCUUGCGCUGCACCUUGGUACGAGAUCAUUCAUGGCCUCACGCCCGCCAACUACGGCAUGCCCGGCUCGCCGGGCGGUCUGCUGCGCGUCGACAAAGUCUUCGGCAGCAAUCUCUACACGGAGACGUUCGGCAACGCGCCGCUCGUCUUUGGCGCCUUCCCCUCGCUGCACUCGGGCUGCGCGGUAAUGGAAGCCCUUUUCAUGAGCCACUUCUUCCCCUUCCUCAAACCCGUGUACUGGGGCUACACCGGCAUCCUGUGGUGGGCCACCAUGUACCUGAGCCACCACUACCUGAUCGAUCUGGCGGGCGGCGCAUGUCUCUCCGUGCUCACGUUCUACCUGUUUAUGCCCGCCGAGUUCAAGGACAGCGACCAGAUCAUGUGGCCCAGCGCGUCCAACCUCAACGCGAGCGAAUACGAGCUCGUUACGAACGGACACGCCAACGAGGAAGUCGACUUUGACGAGGAGAUCCGCCGCCUCGAGGAGGGUGAGGGCGACGAGGAGGAGCGCGUCGAGGGCAAGGAUAAGCGAAAUGCGCGCAAUGUCACGUGGGGCGAGACGCGCGUGCUUGGCGAGUAG
Molecule: messenger RNA, 1185 nt
Organism: Cutaneotrichosporon oleaginosum
Lineage: Eukaryota; Fungi; Basidiomycota; Tremellomycetes; Trichosporonales; Trichosporonaceae
Biological process (GO): sphingolipid biosynthetic process; inositol phosphoceramide metabolic process
Cellular component (GO): inositol phosphoceramide synthase complex
Molecular function (GO): inositol phosphoceramide synthase activity
Source: RefSeq, a predicted model, not a curated record